UUGGAACUAGUAGUUCCAUCUCCCCCAUAAGUCAUAUCCAGCUCUCUCUCCCUUCUAAUUAAGAGUUUCCGAUGUCUUCUGCUAUUAGAGAAUCAGGCGAUGAUCACAAUCAUCAAUCUCACGAAGAAAUAAUCGAGAUGAAAUCAUUAUUAAAGAUGCUUGUUGAAUCUCAGAAUAAACAAGCAGAAUCUCUCGCUAAACUAGCAGACUCACAAGCAAAUACUCAGCAACAGAUCAUAGAAAUUUUAAAGACUACCAAUAGAGAUGGUAAUAAACAGAAACAAAAAGAGGUAGAGAUGCCAGGUGAAGAUACUGCCAGCGCCAGCACUAAUAAGCAAGAGACUGCACAGGUACCUGAUCUUAAACAUGAACAACAAGGCCUAAUUUUGGUACCGUCGGUCAACAAAUUGAUACCUGAAGAUACUGCCGGCACUCGUGGCGCUGCUGGUGAACAAGAGAUUGAAAAGGUAUCUGAUGAUGACGAUGAUGAUGAAGAACCUGAAUUAGAAGGUGGUUCGGAGGCAUAUUAUGUUCCUGGGUUACACAACGAACUAUACGAAGCACUAAAAGACAAUGACUUGGAAAAGGCUACCGAGUAUCUUAAUAACAAUCCUAAAGCGUAUGAAGAAGGGAUUGCAUAUGACAAAUCCACAGUAUUGCAUAUGGCAAUUUGUUGGAGUAGAAAGAAAAUCAUAGAAGAUAUUGUGAACCGCAUGCCACCAGAUGGACUUGGAUACAAAAGAAGCAGUAAUCAUUGUCACACAGCACUUCAUCUUGCCACCUUCCGCGGAUACACAAAAGUUGCUAAGAUGAUGGUAGAUAAGAACUCCAUCUUGCCUCAGAUCCGAGAUGAAGAUAGAUGGACACCACUCGAGUAUGCUCUUUCAAAUGUUUCAUCUGGACAGAAGGAGAUAGUUAAGUACCUUUACUCUGUAACAAGAGACGUUGAGCCUAGUCCUUUUUCCGGCCAAGAUGGUGCUAGGUUAUUAUGCAACGCAAUUGAUGCUAAUUUCUAUGAUUUGUCAUUGUGUCUAGUCAAACGGUUUCCGAAACUGAUUACAAAAAAAUCAAAAGAGCACGAAAUGUGUGGAUUAGAAUUGUUGGUUCGGAAGCCAUUUUCAUUUCGAAGUGGAACAAAGCUGACAUGGUGGCAGGACCGCAUAUAUUCAUUAAUUCAAGUGAACAUGAAUUCUGCAUAUAUCGAACCAGUCGAACCAAAUACUUCCCAAACAUCAGAUGACAUCCUAAGAAAAGAAGGCACCAACGCAGAGGCGACCUCAACCAACGGUGAAGGAAUCCUCAUGCGUUACUUAACACAAGUGCCUCUUAUCAAAAAAAUUUACAACCAAAAGUUGAUGAAUGAGCAAGUGACUUCCCUUCUAAAACAAAUGCUAGUGGAACUCCAAGAUGCAAAGAGUAUUCCUGAGAUAAUAAAGUUUUUCCAAAGUAAUCCCGAAAUUAUCAAGGUAGCUAUAAAGCAUGGAAUCAUAGAGUUUGUCGUUGAGUGUCUCGAGCUGUUCGAUUACCUGAUUUGGGAAAAGCUACCAGAUCAGAGAAUGAUAGAAAUGGCAAUUGCACAAAGAAAUGUAUCGAUUGUGAGUUUAAUAUGUGAUCACAGUCAUGACGGAUAUGGUGACCGGAAUGGACUAGUUUCAACUUUAGAUGAUGACGAAAAUACCAUCUUGCAUUAUGCUGCCAAAAUAGCACCUUCUGUUCAACUAAAUUUAGUUUCAGGUGUGGCUCUUCAGGUGCAACGAGAGCUGCAGUGGCUUAAGGGGGUGGAGAGUAUUAUGUCCGAAGAUGAUAAGUUCAAAAGGAAUAAAGAAGGAUAUACUGCUCAAUUUGUAUUUACAACAGAACACAAAGAACUAUUGAAAGAAGCAGAGGAUUGGAUGAAAGAUACGUCUGGAUCUUGCAUGAUAGUUGCUGCCCUGAUUGCUACGGUAGCAUUUGCCGCCGCUUUUACGGUUCCUGGAGGUAAUAUUAGUGACACUAGUAGCAUUAAGAACGGAGCUCCUGUUUUCUUAGGAAAGGAUUCUUUUACGGUGUUCGCGGUCGCAGACGCCUUCGCUUUAUUCUCUUCUAUAACAUCGGUACUCAUGUUCUUGGCUAUAUAUACUUCACGAUAUGCGGAGAUGGAUUUUCUUAAGUCUCUGCCACAAAAACUAAUUAUCGGUCUUGCUACUCUAUUCACUUCUAUGGCGGCAAUACUGGUAGCCUUUUGUGCAUCACUGUUCAUCGUGGUCGGAAACAAGGGUCUAAUUCCUAUAGUAUUAUUUGGUUGUGUUCCUGUGGUCUUGUUUGCAUGGCUGCAAUUACCAUUGUUUUAUGAAAUGGUUCGUUCAACAUAUUGGGGUAGCCUAUUACAAAAACACAAGUAUAUGGAUCCUACAAAUGAGGAGGAGGAGGAGAACGACAAUAAAACAGAGAGCAUAGUAAUCCGGGCCAAAAAGUUGAUUAGCUCGUGUUGGUCACCAUGAACAAAAGUCCCUUAGCUAGGCCUCGAAAUUAAUAUUUGUGAAAUGUCAUGUACCAUAUUGGUUGUUUAUUGGGCAGGGAGGUGUAAUUCAAGGGAUUAUGAAAGCUCAUUUAUGUGUUUAAUUCAAUGCAAUUUCUUAGUGCAUGUUAUUUAAUCUUA
Molecule: messenger RNA, 2638 nt
Organism: Papaver somniferum (opium poppy)
Lineage: Eukaryota; Viridiplantae; Streptophyta; Magnoliopsida; Ranunculales; Papaveraceae
Exons: 8
Coding region: 72-2480 (802 amino acids)
Molecular function (GO): protein binding
Source: RefSeq, a predicted model, not a curated record